This is a messenger RNA of Vollenhovia emeryi, 1517 nucleotides long. RefSeq names its product tubulin gamma-1 chain. The coding region runs from base 138 to 1499 and encodes 453 amino acids. Gene Ontology annotation, molecular function: GTP binding; structural constituent of cytoskeleton. The record is from RefSeq and is a predicted model, not a curated record. The transcript has 8 exons. Gene Ontology annotation, cellular component: nucleus; cytoplasm; gamma-tubulin complex. Lineage: Eukaryota; Metazoa; Arthropoda; Insecta; Hymenoptera; Formicidae. Gene Ontology annotation, biological process: cytoplasmic microtubule organization; meiotic spindle organization; mitotic spindle organization.
CGGCUCGCGCGUCGUGCUCGUCUCAGUUCUCAGAUCUCAGUCCGUCGCGCUCGACGGAGUACCCGUUGUUUACAAUCGCCAAUCUUAUUGCUCCUCUUUCCUCUUAGAUUCCCGAGGCGAAGCAUUUAAACGUCAAAAUGCCGUGCGAGAUGAUAACUCUGCAGCUUGGCCAAUGCGGCAAUCAAAUUGGAUUCGAAUUUUGGAAGAGACUCUGCGCCGAGCAUGGAAUUAGCCCGGAAGGAAUCUUGGAAGACUACGCGACAGAGGGAAUGGAUAGGAAGGACGUUUUCUUUUACCAGUCGGAUGACGAACAUUACAUACCGCGGGCUGUACUGUUGGAUUUGGAGCCAAGGGUAAUUCAUACCAUCAUGAAUUCUUCGUACUCGAAGCUGUACAAUCCGGAAAAUGUCUAUAUAUCGAAACAUGGCGGCGGAGCCGGAAACAAUUGGGCAUCUGGAUAUCACCAGGGUGAAAAAUUACAGGAGGAAAUCUUCGAUAUUUUGGAUAGAGAGGCCGACGGUAGCGACAGCUUAGAAGGUUUCGUUUUAUGUCAUUCCAUUGCUGGAGGUACGGGCUCCGGUAUGGGAUCUUUCAUGUUGGAAUCUCUCGCCGAUAGAUUUCCCAAGAAAUUAAUCGAGACGUACAGCGUUUUUCCAAAUCAGGAUGAAAUCAGCGACGUCGUAGUACAGCCGUACAAUUCGUUGUUGACUCUGAAAAGGCUGACUCAGUGCGCAGACUGCGUGGUGGUCUUGGACAAUACUGCUCUCAACAGAAUCGCUUCGGAUAGAUUGCACAUCCAGAAUCCCAGCUUCACACAAAUUAAUAAGCUCGUCUCAACAAUAAUGUCCGUCAGUACGACAACUCUGAGAUACCCUUCGUACAUGAACAAUGAUUUGGUUGGUCUGAUCGCACCACUUAUACCAACUCCACGCUUGCAUUUCCUAAUGACUGGAUAUACUCCAUUGACAACGGAUCAAGAGGGUGCAUCCGUGAGGAAGACGUCUGUUUUGGAUGUAAUGCGAAGAUUACUACAACCGAAAAAUAUGAUGGUCUCUACAGCAUUAGACAGAAAUGCAUCUCAUUGUUAUAUAUCCAUUUUGAAUAUAAUUCAGGGUGAGGUAGAUCCGACACAAGUACACAAAUCUUUACAAAGGAUCAGGGAGCGAAAACUCGCGCAGUUUAUUCCUUGGGGACCUGCUAGCAUACAAGUAGCCCUUUCAAGAAAAUCUCCGUAUAUACAAAGUACACAUCGCGUUUCCGGCUUGAUGUUAGCUAAUCACACCAAUAUAUCGUCGCUAUUUGAUAGAGCCUUACAACAGUAUGAUAAAUUGCGAAAACGCGAAGCGUUUCUGGAGCAAUUUCGCAAAGAAAAAAUGUUCGAGGAAAAUCUUGAUGAACUAGACAAUUCACGAGAGGUUGUAGAAUACUUGGUGAAAGAGUAUCAGGCUGCGACUCGAGUUGAUUAUCUCAGUUGGAAUCCAAACAAGCCAGACACAUAAAAUAACUAACGAAUGAUU